This is a messenger RNA of Scleropages formosus (Asian bonytongue), 3041 nucleotides long. It is a transcript of the gene cyld3, whose product is annotated as cylindromatosis (turban tumor syndrome) 3. Bases 213 to 2678 code for a protein of 821 amino acids. The record is from RefSeq and is a predicted model, not a curated record. The transcript is spliced from 16 exons. NCBI's taxonomy places the organism in Eukaryota, Metazoa, Chordata, Actinopteri, Osteoglossiformes, Osteoglossidae.
CUCGUUUUGGGGCGUGCGCUACCUCGUUUUCAGGAUGUUCAUUUGCUAAACCUGGAGAACGAGUCGCUUGUUAGAAAAAAUGUGUGCCGCUCGAACCCGUGACACAUCGGCCUCUCCACGAACCGCGCGGGCGACCGAGCCGGUCGAGAUGGACUGAAUGAGAGGGGAGCGCGAGGCGCGAGGCGCGCGGCGCGGACUCAAACGCUGACGUCAUGUGUGCAGCGGCUGAUCGCGGCCGGAGGCGGCGCCCUUCUCCCAGAAUGUACAUCGUGCAGUCGGACUACAGGGUCGAGGAUCACCUUGAGGGCGCCAUCCGGCUGCCCCGCGGGAGCCUGUGUCAGGUGCAGGAGGGGGGCAGAGGGGAGCUGCUGUGGGUGAAGGUGUUGGACUCUGGUGCCCUCGUGAAGAUCGAGCGGCAGGUUCUAGUGGAAGUUCCAACGGACCACGCGGCAUUGCUGGAAGCUGUGUCAGACCCAGAAAUCCGCCUUCUCCUGUUUUUCAGGCCCCAGCGCCUCCAGCGGUUAGCCACCCUGCCCCUGGGGGCAGAGCUGCAGGUGCAAGUGGGCCAGUCAGUGGAGCUGGUGGGAGGAAUACUGCGGUAUCGCGGUCCGCUGACAGGCGGAAGCACUGCCGUGUACUUUGGGGUGCAGCUGAAGUCACCUGUAGCUGGAAGAGGAAGUGGUAAUGGCUCCUACAAGGGACAUCAGUUCUUCCACUGCCCUGAAGGCUGUGGUAUCUUUGUGGCAGUCAACAAGCUCUCCCUGCCAUCUUCUCGGGUCAGCAGUGGAAAUACGGAGAUGAUCCUUGACCGCAGCCGUGACCGUGGUUUUAAUCACAGUGCCAUCCUUCCCCGGACUGCUGACUGCAACCCCAAACCCGGACCGGGUCCAUCGCUGCAGGCCGGACAGAGGGACAGCCCUAUGGAUAUUUGGGAUGGACGCUUCCAUUCACAGGCCAAGGUGCCUCGAGAUCCAAGAAUACACCAGUCCCCGACACGCUCUCCCAGUGUCAAGCUUUGCCAGAGCCCUUCUUUUUCGCCAGCCAGCAAACUCCGCGGCCCCACCUCCCCUAGUGCUGUUGACCAAUUGUGUCACUCCCCACGGACACUGGUACCUCUGUCUCCCACCAAGCCUGAGCCGGAACGCGAUGAUGACCAGGGGGGAAGAACAGGACCAGCCCUCGAGCUGGAGCUGGAGCUGGAGGUGGGCUCCAUGGUGGAGGUGAAUGACCCUCCCCUCUAUGGCGUAAUCCGUUGGAUUGGGAAAAUCAACGGCGUCUCGGAGCUUGUAGCUGGACUGGAACUGGACCAGGAGUUGACCGCAGCGACAGACGGAAGUUACCUUGGCGAGCGCCACUUCCGCUGCCCGCCAAAUAAAGGACUGUUUGUAAAGCUGCGCAACUGUCGGCGAGAUUCGCGCUUCCCUGCCCCCGAGAUGCCGGCCAACCAGGUGGAACGAUGCAACUCCAUAGCGUUUGCAGAGUGGUCCAGCGAAAGAGUAGAGGACAAUACACCCCCGCUGUACGGGGAAGCGGCUCGCGAGUGCUACAGCGGCUGGAAGAAAGGCAUUCAGGGGCAUCUCAACUCGUGUUACCUGGAUGCUUCACUCUUCAGUCUGUUCUCCUGCUCGAGCGCCAUAGACUGGAUCUUGCUGUGGCCUGCCACGCCCCAGGAUGGUCACCACUGCUACCAUGCCCAGGACUUGCUGCGCUGCGAGAUUGUCAACCCCCUGCGGAGGAAUGGCUAUGUUUGUGCGAGUAAGACCAUGGCCUUGCGACGGCUGCUGGAAGCAGAGAGCACUGACGCAGGUUUUACCAGCCAAGAGAAAGAUCCAGAGGAAUUCAUCAAUAAACUGUUCCAGCUGUUACGAGUUGAACCUCUACUGAGGAUUAGGUCGCUGAGUCACAAACCUCAAGAGUGCCACCUGUACCAGCUGUUCCCUCCACCUCGUUCUGCCUCCCUCCCUCUGUCCCCAUCCACUCCGCAGCCCUUGAGGGUGGCUACUGUGCAGAUCUUGCUCGAGACCUCCUUUGUCCAUGCUGGGCUGAAGUUUGCAGAGGCCCCAUCCUGUCUGCUGCUGCUAAUGCCCAGGUUUGGAAAGGAUUACAAAAUGUUUGAUGCCAUCCUGCCUUCCCUGACACUUGAUAUCACCGAUCUGCUGGAUGACACUCUGCGAGAGUGCAGUAUCUGUCAGUCCGUUGCCGAGUGGGAGUGUACUCAGUGCUACGAAGACCUGGAGAUCACACCUGGUCGACUCAAACAGUAUUGCAACACCUGCAACACACAGGUGCACAGCCACAGGAAGCGACUCUCACACGCGCCGGGAAAGGUGGGCGUGCCAGGUGGUCCAUGGGCAGGACCGGUACAUGGUGCUCGCCAGCGAAUGGCGCUCUUUGCAGUCACGUGUAUCCAGACUAGCCAUUAUGUGAGCUUUGUCCGCUACGGACCCCUCGCCACAGACUGGCUCUUCUUCGAUAGCAUGGCUGACAGGGAAGGUGGGGAAAAUGGCUUCAAUGUACCGCAGGUGCGGGCCUGUCCCGAGGUGAGCCGCUACCUGAGCAUGUCCGAGAAGGAGCUGAGCAGACUGGAGCUCUCGUCCCUGCGCGACCCGGCCCGUCGCCUGCUCUGCGACUCUUACAUGUGCCUGUACCACAGUCCCCAGUUAAGCCUGUACAAGUGAAGUGUGAACUCGCAGGAAUUCCGACAGGAGCCAUCCACGGACUCACAAACUUUAGGCAUUAAGACACACAGGAUGACACGUAUACACAAAUAUAGACACGCAUAAUUACAGGAAUAUACAAAUACAGCAGAAAUAAGCAGUGUUUUUAGAAGUUUUCACAUUAGUCCCCGUAAUGAAGCAAAGCAGGGAAAACGGAUCACUAAAAGUGGAGCUAACGUUCACAAUGUUUUCUAUUUUUAAGCAGUUUUAUUUGCUGUGCGAUGUAUGUAACUGUCACUAUAACUGGAAAAGUAUUUUCAAAGUAUUCAUUUUACUUGUAUGUUCAUUUUUAUAAUACAAUAAUACAUUUACAUGUUACAUUUA